This is a messenger RNA of Rhinocladiella mackenziei CBS 650.93, 447 nucleotides long. RefSeq lists its product as uncharacterized. NCBI's taxonomy places the organism in Eukaryota, Fungi, Ascomycota, Eurotiomycetes, Chaetothyriales, Herpotrichiellaceae. The transcript has a single exon. The record is from RefSeq and is a predicted model, not a curated record. The coding region runs from base 1 to 447 and encodes 148 amino acids.
AUGCCCUCUUCAAGUCGAGAUCAACUGCUCGCCGCCGCCCAAGCGUUUUGCAACGCCUUUGCAGAUCACAAACCGCCCGAGGAGAUCUUGGGCCAUUUCUCCGCGUCGGACGACAUUCUCGCCCUUGAACAUGGCUUACCAGAGUUAGCCCCAUUCUUGGGCCGCGAAUUUCGUGGACAAAAUGGCAUUCGGGAGUAUUCUCAACUCCUAUCCUCAACCUUGAGCUAUGAGGAGAUGCGAUUUUGCGACUUCGUCGUCGAUCCAGAGGUCUCGAAGGUAUCGGUGCGCGGAAAAGCUAGGUUCACUUGGACAAGCACAGGUCAAAGUUGGGACGAAGUCUUCACGUACGUUCUCGAGUUUGAUGACAACGACAAGGUCAAAGUAUAUGAGAUUUGGGCCGACUCCGGCGCCGCAUACUUGGCCAGUAAAGGCCGACUUAAAUCAUGA